This is a messenger RNA of Perca fluviatilis (European perch), 870 nucleotides long. RefSeq names its product guided entry of tail-anchored proteins factor 1 (gene get1). The coding region runs from base 52 to 564 and encodes 170 amino acids. Lineage: Eukaryota; Metazoa; Chordata; Actinopteri; Perciformes; Percidae. Gene Ontology annotation, biological process: tail-anchored membrane protein insertion into ER membrane. The record is from RefSeq and is a predicted model, not a curated record. The transcript is spliced from 5 exons.
UAACUUCGCCGUCCAGCAGCUCCACAGCUGCAACAAGGAGGAGGAACAAACAUGGCGUCUGGCUAUGCGUGGUUCCUUGUGCUGGGGUCGGUUUUCCUGUGCAAUCUCAUGAAAACACUCCUGCCGACCAUAUCCUCUUUCCUCUCAAAGCUGGUGCAGAAAGAUGCUGAGCAGGAGAGUGAGAUGAGGGCUGAAAUCCAGGAAAUGAAGAAGGAGCAGGCCUCGAUUAGCAUGAUGGAUGAGUUUGCUAGAUAUGCCAGAUUGGAGCGCAAAAUCAACAAGAUGACAGACAAGCUGAAAACACACGUGAAAUCAAGAACAGCGCAACAAGCCAAAAUGAAAUGGGUUGUAAACAUUGUCUUUUAUAUACUGCAGGCUGCUCUGAUGAUCUCCUUGAUAUGGAAGUAUUAUGCUGAUCCAGUGACAGUGGUCCCCAGUAAAUGGAUUGCCCCUGUGGAGCGCCUUGUGGCCUUCCCAACAGGAGUGGCAGGUGGAGUGGGAAUCACAUGCUGGCUGGUGGUUUGCAACAAAGUGGUUUCACUGGGUCUCCAUGCUGUCAGCUAGAGACGGCAGCUGAGUUAAACACACUGGUUUUCUAAUUUAUUUAACAUUCAACAUUUAGUUGAUGAAAGCCACAAAUUUGUGUCAUUUUUUUGUCAGCUGCUUCAGACCAAUAUGUAAAAAUGCAGUGCAUUUUUUGUAUGCUGUUUCAUAUUGCAACAUAGUAUUUAGGUGAUGUUGAAUUUUGUUCUUUUUGUUUUGAUCAUUUUGUUUUAAAUUCAUUGUAAUGAUGUAUUGGCUGUAUUAUUUCAAAACAUAAUAGUCUGGAAAUGUUGAAAUGCCUUUUGAAUAAAAUAAAACAAAAUAUAA